AUGAAGGAUUAUGUAAAGUUUGAAGAAGUGAAAGUUGACGCUGAGGAGGUUAUUAAUUGUUCAUUUUCAAAGUGGGCAAAGCUAUUUCCAAAGAAUUUGUUUCCAUAUAGGGUGAUAGAGGCACUUCCUGAUGAGUUUAUAAAGUAUUUACUAAGUGAUGGAGUGAGAUUGCCUUGGGAAAAUAAUGAGGUAGAGUUGGAUCGGAACAGUGAGAAUGAAUAUAGCGACUGGGAGGGAGAAACAGAGGGGGAAGGGGCAGAGGGAAAAGGGGCAGAUUUGGAAGAGGCAUAUUUGGAAGAGGCAGAUUUGGAAGAGGCAUAUUUGGAAGAGGCAGAUUUGGAAGAGGCGGAUUUGGAAGGGGGUUUAGGAUUUUCCGAAUUAUCUGGCAAAAUCACCCAGCAUAUCCACGAUCUUGGAGGCAAAGUUUUACCAAAACUAAACUGGUCGAGUCCCAAAGAUGCAAGUUGGUUAAUGCCCGGUAAUACCAUGCAGUGUAGCAAAGUGGAUGACGUUUUUUUGUUACUCAAAUCGUCAGACCACAUUGUUGAUGAUUUAGCAUAUCUGUUCCUGGAAGUUAAACAGGAGCAGAGCACAGAGGUCGAGGACAAGGUUAGUUGUGAGUUGGAGGUUAAGGACAAGGUUUGUUAUGAAUUGGUAUUGAAGCAAUGGCAAGAUAUCAACCCUGCACUAGAGUUUCGAGUUUUCAUAAGAGAUGAAAAGAUAUUGGGAGUUUCACAACGUGAUUUGAAUCAUUAUGAAUUUUUAAAAGAUUUAAAGGAGGAGUUGAAAGAGGUGAUUGAGACAUUUGUAGAUGACAAGAUUAUAACAACACUACGGUCAUCCAAAAAUAGUUUGAGCAAAUGUAUUGUGGAUUUGUAUCUACCUCGUCCUUUCGAUCAAACAUUUAUUAUCGACAUCAACCCUUUUCUGAGAAAAACUGAUUCCUUGUUAUUUACUUGGAACGAGUUACUACUUAUAGAUCCAUCUUUAUUGGGGAAAAACAGUUUUGAAUUGCGAUUAAUUGAUCAGACAAAUAUCGGUGCAUUUGCCAAAAAACAGUAUAGUGAAAGUCAGGUGCCCAUCGAUGUCAUUGGUGCGACUCAUGAUAGCGAAGCUUUAGUUGAAUUAGCACGAGAGUGGCAAAAACUACAACUAUCGAGCGAAGCGAGAUAG
Molecule: messenger RNA, 1173 nt
Organism: Lodderomyces oxycetoniae
Lineage: Eukaryota; Fungi; Ascomycota; Pichiomycetes; Serinales; Debaryomycetaceae
Product: cell proliferation protein
Exons: 1
Coding region: 1-1173 (390 amino acids)
Cellular component (GO): cytoplasm
Source: RefSeq, a predicted model, not a curated record